AUGCAAUCGUUGGUACAGAGAGUGAUGCGUUCUUCGCUCAACGAUGGCUCGUCUGCCUCCCUUCGGAGGCCGACCAGCUCUGCUGCCGACGGACAGCACAUCUUCAACCGCCAAGCUUCGGGCACUAGCACGGUUCCGCCGUCAGCUGAAGCCGCGCACCAUGAGACCAACAGGCAGCGGAUCGAAACGCGACUAAAGCGUGAGGGCGAAGCGACGCCCUCCCCCCAUGAAGCCGAGGCAAGAUUGGUCCGCAUUAAGAACCACGAGAAUCACGCUCUGGCCAACUCGAAGCCUGCUUCGACCGCCGGAAUCUUCAAGCACAUUUCAUCGACCGAUCUGCUUUUCCUUAUAGACACGACUCGAUCCAUGCAGCCAUACAUUAGUGCAGCAAAAGACCAGGUCAUCAGCAUCAUGAAGGAUAUCAAAAGUGCCUUCUUCAACAAGGCUGAUGUUCGAAUGGCCGUGGUGGGUUACAAGGACCAUGGCGACAGGAAUCCUAUUCAGACCAUCGAUUUCACUUCGGAUGUCAAACGGGUCAGCUCAUUUCUGGACACACUUGUCGCGCAAGGCGGAGGGGACUACCCCGAGGACGUUUUGGGUGGCCUGCAGCAGGCCCUGGUCGCAUCCUGGAAGCAUCCGACCAGAUGCAUUAUUCACAUCUGCGAUGCGCCGGCCCACGGGCGCAACCUUCAUGAUCUGGAUGAUGGAGAUGACGACUACAUCAAGCCUGGCAGCGAGCCUCAUGGUCUCACCCAUGUCCCAAUGUUGAAGCUAUUGAUCGACCAGAAUGUCCACUAUUCGCUUCUCCGCAUCAACGGUUCUACCGAUCGGAUGGCUUACGAGUUCUCUCAGGUCUACGCAGAAGCUUCUGCGGAUUGGACCGCGCCGGGCGGACGGGCUAAAAACAAGUUCAACUUCGAAGAGCAUAACCUGGGUACAUCGUAUGGCGCACUGAGACAUCUCGCAGUCAAGAUUGUGACCACAUCCGCCACACGAUCUGCUACCCUCUCCGUCUCUGUUGCAGGCAAUGGGAAAGACCAUCAUCGUGGUAAUCACUUCAGCCCUCUCUUCAUGGUCGAAGAGUGCGACGAACCCGAUGUCGCUCUGGAAACUACUGCCCCUCAAUGGGAUACCCCCGGCUGGCUGGACGAGAUCAUCGAGUUCGAGGCAUACACGACUGACGUGGUCGCACACGGUGGCAGCAUGCUGGACCAAAUGAUGGCCCACGACGACAACAUCAAGAUUAAAACCACCAACCUGACCGUCCACAAGCGACGUCGGCCAUUCGCCCAGGGCGCUAUGCGUGUCGCCUCUUACGCUCGCUCCGACGCAUCGCGCAACCGACUAGUAGUCAAGUCUUACAAGCGCAGGGGCAAAAAGCUCGCACAUCUUCUCGGCGACAUGCGCUGCCAGGCUCUCUGCAAGGCCUUUGCUCUCGAAUUCAAUUCAAUGGUGUCGGAAAAGUACUCCCUCGACUUCAUUGUCGUCACCUCCCUCGCACCGAAGUCCGCACUCGGCGAUGCCGAAUCCUGCCUGUCGCUCGAGCCUCUAAUCGAUGGCGAGUACGUCAAGUACAACUCCAACGCCGGAUGGGUCAACCCAGACAACGCCUCUGAUCCCGUAUACAUGGCCGCCCAGGCCAUUUCCCACUUUACCUUUGAGCGCUCCCUCGGGCGCUUCCUCGUCAGCGACCUGCAGGGCGUGGGCCGCGUCCUGACCGAUCCCACCGUCCACAGCCAGGACCCAGAGCGCUUCCGGCUCACAGACACCAAUCUGCACCAGGAAGGCUUCUUGUUCUUCUUUUCGACACACAAGUGCAAUGCCCUCUGCGAGCAGCUCAAGCUCAAGAGCAACGGCGCAAUGGUCGUCGCGAAUCAAUACGACUUCAGGAAGAUCUGGCCCGACGACGUCGCGGCCACGAAUAUGAUGAUCUGCUGCUCCAAUAAGCUGUGCAGCAGGAUCAUCCGGGCAAGCAUAUGCAAGACUUCGGAAGAGUUCCCUGGGUACCGCUGGUGCGAAAAGUGCUGGCGCGAGCUCCAGCGGACAACGAAACAUGUUUGCCAUGCGCCCGGCCCCCUUCACGAAUUUGAAGUGUCUCGUUUCUUCUAUGAGUCUCAAGGUGACAUACUACCGCGACACUGCCCCAAGCAUAGGGGAGGCGCCAGUAGAGCCGUCGGCUCAAUUUCCAGCAGGCCGCGAGGCGGUCGCGAGUGUCGCUCCGGCUCGGGUUGCAUUGAUUUGAACUGCACGUUAAGUCAUCCCAGCUAA
This is a messenger RNA of Akanthomyces muscarius, 2268 nucleotides long. RefSeq lists its product as uncharacterized. The transcript is spliced from 2 exons. The coding region runs from base 1 to 2268 and encodes 755 amino acids. Gene Ontology annotation, biological process: peptidyl-threonine phosphorylation. Gene Ontology annotation, cellular component: cytoplasm. The record is from RefSeq and is a predicted model, not a curated record. Gene Ontology annotation, molecular function: ATP binding; protein serine/threonine kinase activity. NCBI's taxonomy places the organism in Eukaryota, Fungi, Ascomycota, Sordariomycetes, Hypocreales, Cordycipitaceae.